This is a messenger RNA of Austrofundulus limnaeus, 1334 nucleotides long. It is a transcript of the gene trhr2, whose product is annotated as thyrotropin releasing hormone receptor 2. The record is from RefSeq and is a predicted model, not a curated record. NCBI's taxonomy places the organism in Eukaryota, Metazoa, Chordata, Actinopteri, Cyprinodontiformes, Rivulidae. Gene Ontology annotation, biological process: phospholipase C-activating G protein-coupled receptor signaling pathway. Gene Ontology annotation, cellular component: membrane. Gene Ontology annotation, molecular function: thyrotropin-releasing hormone receptor activity.
UGUGUGUGUGUGUGUGUGUGUGUGUGUGUGUGUGUAGAGAACAGUUAAAGCAUGGCUCUGCUGCUGCACACAGCCUCUGAGAAUCACAGGAGACUUUUCUUUUCUCAGCUCAUGGAAGCAGUUCAGGAUGGAGCUGAAAUGAUGCAAACAUUAACCUUAAGGACCCUCUGUCUGGAUCUGGUUCUGCCCUGUGUUUGGACCUCCUGGAAUGAAUCCAUAAAGAACCUGAGGGACUGACAGAAGGAGCAGAUCCUCAGCUGCUGAAACUCUGGUCCAUGUUGAACAUUUAACUGCUGUCUGUUGUGAAAUGAGUGGAAACUGUGUGAGUGAGGUGUGGUGGCGUUCCUAUGAUGGACGGACCCUCUGAUGGACGUACGCUCUGAUGGACGGACCUUCUGAUGGAUGGACCCUCUGAUGGAUGGACCCUCUGAUAGACUGACCCUCUGAUGGACUAACCCUUUGAUCGGCGGACCCUGUGAUGGAUGAACCCUCUGAUGGACGGACCCUCUAAUGGACGGACCCUCUGAUGGACUGACCCUCUGACCAACGGCACCAUGACCAACAACCUGAGCUCCAGGAUCGACACCCCGACCAACAUCUCCCUGAGCGCGGUCAUUUCCGACUCUCUGGAGUACAAAACGGUGUCGGUGUUCCUGGUCCUGCUGGUGUGCGGCGUCGGCAUCGUGGGAAACAUCAUGGUGGUCCUGGUGGUCUUCACCACGCGCCACAUGAGGACGCCCACCAACUGUUACCUGGUGAGCCUGGCCUUCGCCGACCUGACAGUCCUGGUGGCGGCGGGCCUUCCCAACGUGUCCGACAGCCUGACGGGGACCUGGAUCUAUGGACACGCCGGGUGUCUGGGGAUCACCUACCUGCAGUACCUGGGCAUCAACGUGUCCUCGUGCUCCAUCACUGCCUUCACCGUGGAGAGGUACAUCGCUAUCUGCCAUCCCAUCAAGGCCCAGACUGUGUGCACCGUGUCCCGGGCCAAACGGAUCAUCACCGGGGUCUGGAUCUUCACCUGCGUCUACUGCAUGCUGUGGUUCUUCCUGGUGGACAUCCAGGUGGGUCCAGACGGACAUGUGCAGUGUGGAUACAAGGUGAAGCGGGACCUAUACCUGCCCAUCUACCUCAUCGACUUCACUAUCUUCUACGUCAUACCGCUGCUCCUUGCCAUCGUGCUGUAUGCCCUGAUAGCACGAGUCCUCUACCUCAGCCCACUGCCCCCCCACCCUGAUGCUACCACACUGCGAAGGAGCUGCCGGGACUCCUCGGAGGCUGGGAGGACUGGUCGUCAGGGUCGGCCAAAGACUGCAGCGUCCUCCAGGAAACAG